Molecule: messenger RNA, 1552 nt
Organism: Bombus huntii
Lineage: Eukaryota; Metazoa; Arthropoda; Insecta; Hymenoptera; Apidae
Gene: Eth
Exons: 5
Coding region: 320-799 (159 amino acids)
Source: RefSeq, a predicted model, not a curated record
UGGGGCUUUGCCGUGCAAACUCUACUAUUCCUUCGCCCACGGUGCAGGAGUAUUCUGUCCACUCUUAGCGAUAAUGGAAGAAGUCCUAGGAAAAAUCGCUCAGUUUGCCACAUACAGUCGCGGAAACAGCGUCGUGUGCACUUUGCUCUGCUGGCUUGUUCGAGUAUACGAUACGUUUUCGCAGACAACGAUCAUGAUCGAACGAGCGAACAUAGUCGUUAGAUAAAAUUUGUUGGAAAGUCACAGUGUUUUGUUAGUUAAUUGUUUUACAAGACUGAUCGAGAAUUAAUCGAUUCGUUCGCAGAUCCAAAGCGAGAAGAUGACGAGUUUGCGAUCUUUGGGAUUUUCACGACGUUUUAUCGUUGGUGCUCUUACGGUUGGCGUUUUGGCAUUGCUGGCUUGUGAAAAUCUAUCUAAAGCAGACGAGGUACCGGCAUUCUUCUUGAAAAUUGCCAAGAACAUUCCUCGUGUAGGACGUAGCGAGGGUUAUAAUGAUUUUUUGAAGUCUCGAAGGAACAUUCCACAGAUCUCAGGCUAUAAUAGUCGUGCACAGGCUGAAUCCUGGGCACCGUAUGCUAGCGACAAAACUUUCUCGAGACCUAUAAAGAGACGCGUGGAUUAUCCUUCGAUUGAUGAUGCUUGGGCUUGGCAACACUUUCCCCUCGCGAUAGAAGGACCUCGAGAACUCUGGCGAACUUUGGCUGGCUAUUCCAAAGACACAUCAGAUGACGUGGACAACGACGUAUGGAAACGGAAGAAGAGAACGGGAAAUGAGCCUGUGAUUUCAGAGGAUAAUUAGCAUUAAAGAAGCGAGAUGAUGACGUCGCUGUGCCUACGGAUGAAUAUACUUUAAUGAUUGCUGUCGGUGUAAGGUGUUGGGUUAAAUAUCGAGAACAAUAAAUAUGUAAAUAGGAGAUGUAUUCUUUUUUCAAACGUCAUUUUCUCCUCUUACUUCGAAUGAAACCCUUAUUUUAUGAUUUGGCGAGACACAUGCUAAUUUUGUAGAAUUAAAAUGUUCUUUUUGUGUCUCUUUACCCAAAUGACUAACUGCAAACGCAACAUUGUAUAUGCUGAACAAGUUUCUUUGUAAUUUGUCGCACAACUGUUUCUCUCGUCUGCGUUUUUACCAAGUUUUUCUUUAUGCUAGUAGUGUGCUUAAAGCUAUUAUUCAAGAGGAAAAUUGCUAACACCAAUCAUGGAAUAUCGAACAAAGGACAACAUGUAAUCUGAAAAAUUUCGUUGCCAAAUUUCACUGGCAGAUGGUUUUGCAUAUGCCAUCGAUCGCUGACAUUAAGAAAAAUAAACGACUGACACGUUUGACGCAUCUGCGUGCAAACUGUUCGACAAUCGAACCGCGCGAAGUAAUAUCGAUUUUAUGAACCUUCUGCUUCGUACGUGUAAUAUAUCACCUAAAUCUUGCAAUUCAGAGUUUUUGAAAUUUAUUGUAUCGUGCCAUUUCUUUUUUUUUUUUUUUUUUUUACAUUAGAUUGGAAUAAAUGUGUUUCCAUUGACGAAGGAAUAAUUUCUUCUUCUCCAAAUUCCGCAAAACCUC